GAAGUUGACCCCCAAAGCUAUCAUCAUCAUUCAUCAUCCAGUGUCCACUGAAAUGAUGUAGGAAACCAAUGAACAAAAUUUGGAAUCAAAUUCCAUUAAAAUCAGUAAUUUAGUAUGCAGGUUCAUUGUACCUGCACUCACCCACCCAUGAGAUUUGCGCCUUCUUCUUCUUUUCCCAAAUUCAUUGGCUUUUCAAAGCAUUUCCACACUCUUAUUGCUCCUUCUUCCCCAAAGUUAUCGCCUUUCGUUCUUGCUGCCACCAUGUCCACCGACACUCUUCCCACUCAGAAUCACACCACCGCCACCACCACCCAACGUCCUUUGCAGGUUGCAAAGCGCUUAGAGAAGUUCAAAACAACAAUCUUCACCCAAAUGAGUAGUCUUGCAAUCAAACAUGGAGCCAUAAAUCUUGGUCAAGGAUUUCCCAACUUUGAUGGUCCAGAUUUUGUGAAGGAAGCAGCGAUUCAGGCAAUCAGGGAUGGCAAAAAUCAGUAUGCCCGUGGCUAUGGAAUUCCGGACCUGAACCUUGCCAUUGCUGAGAGAUUUAAGAAAGAUAGCGGACUUGUGGUGGACCCUGAAAAGGAAGUUACAGUUACAUGUGGGUGCACUGAAGCAAUUGCUGCAACUAUAUUAGGAUUGAUAAACCCUGGCGAUGAGGUUAUUGUGUUUGCUCCCUUUUAUGAUUCUUAUGAAGCUACUUUAUCCAUGGCUGGUGCAAAUAUAAAAUGCAUCACUUUGCGCCCUCCGGAAUUUGCUGUCCCAAUCGAAGAAUUGAAGUCAGCCAUGUCGAAGAAUACUCGUGCCAUUAUGAUAAAUACUCCUCACAAUCCUACCGGAAAGAUGUUCACCCGAGAGGAACUCGAUUCCAUUGCAUCUCUUUGCAUUGAGAAUGAUGUUCUUGUUUUUAGUGAUGAAGUCUAUGAUAAGUUGGCAUUCGAUAUGGAGCAUAUUUCACCCGCUUCAUUACCUGGCAUGUUUGAGAGGACAGUGACUAUGAACUCCUUGGGAAAGACAUUCUCCUUAACAGGAUGGAAGAUCGGGUGGGCCAUAGCACGCAGAAGCUCUUAGAGCACCAGAGUCUUACUAUGUGGAGCUAAAGAGAGAUUACAUGGAAAAGAGAGCUAUUUUGGUGGAAGGAUUGGAAUCUGUUGGCUUUAAGGUAUUUCCAUCAAGAGGAACCUAUUUUGUGGUUGUAGAUCACACGCCUUUCGGACUGGAAAACGAUGUAGCAUUUUGUGAGUAUCUAAUUAAGGAGGUUGGGGUGGUGGCGAUUCCUGUCAGCGCAUUUUGCUUGGAUCCAGAAGACGGAAAGAAUCUUGUCAGGUUUACUUUCUGCAAGGAUGAGGGAACACUGAAGGCUGCAGUUAAGAGGAUGAAGGAGAAGCUUAGAAAAUGAUCCUAUUGCAUGAUCAAGUAAUGUGAUGUGAAAUCAUUACAAAAGUGUUGAGUUGUAGUAACUUCUGUCUUCUGGUUUAUUGAAUUAUAUGCUUGGCUAUCUAGUCACAGGUCCUCAUAAGCUGGUAAUUCAUGUUGUUCAGAGUUCAUCUAACAUUUUUGGUUAGGGGUAGUUUAUUCUUUUUCAUGUUUUCAUGGAUCUUAUCCCCUGCCCCCAAGCCUUUUCCCCCCUUGUUUUGGAUGUAAUGUAGGGAAUAAAUAAUAAUAUGGAUGAUGAUAUUUUGAUAUUGGGGUA
Molecule: messenger RNA, 1690 nt
Organism: Arachis ipaensis
Lineage: Eukaryota; Viridiplantae; Streptophyta; Magnoliopsida; Fabales; Fabaceae
Product: Pyridoxal phosphate (PLP)-dependent transferases superfamily protein
Biological process (GO): biosynthetic process
Cellular component (GO): cytoplasm
Molecular function (GO): L-kynurenine:2-oxoglutarate transaminase activity; pyridoxal phosphate binding
Source: RefSeq, a predicted model, not a curated record